AUGGAGACGGUUGAUACCACAAAGCGUCUUGCGCAACUGCGCGAACUGAUGCAAAAGAACAAAGUCGAUAUCUACAUCGUUCCUUCAGAAGACAGCCACCAGUCAGAAUAUAUUGCACCAUGUGACGCAAGACGAGAGCAUAUCUGCGGCUUUACUGGUUCUGCAGGCACUGCUGUCAUCACACUCGACAAAGCUGCCCUUGCAACUGAUGGUCGCUACUUCAACCAAGCCUCCAAGCAGUUAGAUGCCAACUGGUUAUUAUUGAAACAAGGCCUAGAAGAUGUUCCUACUUGGCAAGAAUGGACUACAGAGCAAGCAGAGGGUGGCAAGACUGUUGGUGUCGAUCCUACCCUUAUCACUUCUACAGAUGCUCGCAAAUUAAGUGCUACCCUUGCAAAGCAAUCACAAGCAACUCUAGUUGGCAUUUCGGAGAAUUUGGUUGACCAAAUCUGGACAGAUCGACCAGCCAGACCCGCAGAGCCUGUCAUUGUUCUUUCAGAAAAGUAUGCUGGCAAGUCACUCAAGGAGAAACUCGAAGACCUCCGAAAAGACCUGAAGAAGAAGAAAACGGCCGGUAUGGUGGUCUCGAUGCUCGAUGAGGUUGCCUGGCUAUUCAACCUGAGAGGCAGUGAUAUCCCUUACAAUCCUGUCUUCUUCUCCUAUGCUGCAGUCACUCCGCGUUCAGCAACUCUGUAUAUUGAUGCAACCAAGGUUGGCCAGGAUGUCAAAGAUUAUCUUGGUGACUCGGUUGAGAUCAAGCCCUAUGACGCCCUAUUUUCGGACCUCACCAUGAUUGCCGAGACUGCAGUACAUGAAGUUGAGAUCAAUAGCACAACCAAGACCAAACCUCAGAAGCUCUUACUGUCUAACAAAUCGUCUUGGGCACUAAGUCUAGGUCUUGGUGGAGAGGAUAAAGUUGAGGAAGCCAGGAGUCCUAUAACCGAUGCCAAGGCUAUCAAAAAUGCUACUGAACUUGAGGGCAUGAGACAAUGCCACAUUCGAGAUGGCGCAGCCUUGAUCAAGUAUUUUGCUUGGUUGGAAGAUGAACUGGUCAAUAAAGGUUCAUGGCUGGAUGAAGUUCAAGUGGCAGACAAGCUUGAGGAGUUCAGAUCUCAAGGUGAUCACUUCAAAGGCUUAUCAUUCCCCACCAUCUCCUCGACAGGGCCCAACGCUGCAGUCAUUCAUUACUCUCCUGAGCGCGGCAACUGCUCUGUUGUGGACCCAAAAGCGAUCUACCUUUGCGAUUCAGGUGCACAGUACCUAGAUGGAACGACGGAUACCACAAGAACACUUCACUUCACAACACCUACAGAAAUGGAAAUCAAAGCAUAUACCUUGGUCUUGAAGGGUGUCAUCUCACUUGAUCGAGCUGUCUUCCCCAAGGGGACGACAGGAUUUGCCAUUGAUGCGUUUGCAAGACAGCAUUUAUGGCGUGAAGGUCUUGAUUAUCGUCAUGGUACAGGUCAUGGCGUUGGCUCAUUCCUGAAUGUACAUGAAGGUCCUGUUGGUAUCGGAACAAGAGCUGCCUACUCUGAGGUGUCAUUAAGUAUUGGAAAUGUCAUCUCUGAUGAACCAGGAUACUAUGAAGAUGGCAAUUUUGGAAUUCGGAUUGAAAACAUGAUCAUGGCCAGGGAGGCGAGUACCAAUCACAAAUUUGGUGACAAGCCAUGGAUUAGCUUUGAGCAUGUUACCGUGGUGCCGAUGUGUAGCAAGUUGAUCGACGCCAAGUUGCUGGACCCAGAAGAAAAGAUUUGGUUGAACGACUAUCAUAAAGAGGUGUGGGAGAAGACCAGCGGUUUCUUCCAGGGUGAUGAACUGACGACGAAGUGGUUGAAGCGGGAGACUGCUCCUAUUUGA
Messenger RNA from Exophiala bonariae, 1857 nucleotides. RefSeq lists its product as uncharacterized. The transcript is spliced from 2 exons. Bases 1 to 1857 code for a protein of 618 amino acids. The record is from RefSeq and is a predicted model, not a curated record. NCBI's taxonomy places the organism in Eukaryota, Fungi, Ascomycota, Eurotiomycetes, Chaetothyriales, Herpotrichiellaceae. Gene Ontology annotation, molecular function: metalloaminopeptidase activity.